AUGGCUACCAUGAAGGCUCUCGUGUAUCGCAACAAGGGGGAUUUCGGUUUGGAGCAGAAACCCAAGCCCAAAACCAUCGCCUCGGACGACGCCGUCGUUAAACUCGUCAAGACGACCAUCUGCGGUACCGACCUGCACAUUCUCAAGGGCGAUGUCCCCACCGUGCAGCCGGGCCGUAUUCUCGGACACGAAGGGCUUGGUGUAGUCGAGUCUGUCGGCUCUGGCGUGACGGCGUACAAGCCCGGCGACCGCGUCAUCAUAUCGUGUGUUACAGCGUGCGGGACGUGCCGCAAUUGCCGGCGGGCUAUGCCUUCGCACUGCAGCACGGGCGGCUGGAUCCUCGGCAACACGAUCGACGGCACCCAGGCCGAGUUCGUACGGAUUCCGCAUGCGAACUCGAGUCUCCAUCCUGUGCCCAAGGGCGUCGACGAGGACGCGCUCGUCAUGAUCAGCGACAUCCUCCCCACCGCGCUGGAGUGCGGCACUCUUAACGGCAAGGUCGCCCCCGGUAGUAUUGUCGCGAUUGUCGGCGCAGGGCCCAUUGGUCUUUCCGCGCUUAUCACUGCGCAGCUGUACUCACCCUCUAAGGUCAUCAUGAUCGACCUCGACCAGAAUCGCCUCGACGUCGCGCUCAAGCUUGGCGCAACGCACGCGGUUGUGUCGGGCCCGGACGCGGUGAAGAAUGUGAUGGAGAUCACGAACGGUGAAGGUGUCGACUCUGCGAUUGAGGCUGUCGGUGUUGCGCCGACGUUCGAGCUGUGCCAGGAGAUCAUAGGUGUUGGAGGCACCAUCGCCAAUAUCGGCGUGCACGGCGGCAAGGCGGAUCUCCACUUGGAGAAGCUGUGGGACCGCAACAUCGCUAUCACCACGCGUCUGGUCGACACCGUGACCUCGCCCAUGCUGAUCAAGCUCCUCGAAUCCGGGAAGCUGGACGGGAAGGUGCUGACCACGCACACGUUCAAGUUUGGCAACAUCGACUCGGCUUACUCGUCGUUCGCCGCUGCCGCCACCAACAAAGCGCUGAAAGUCAUCAUCAACUUUGACUAA
Messenger RNA from Sparassis crispa, 1047 nucleotides. Its product is annotated as Zinc-type alcohol dehydrogenase-like protein. Gene Ontology annotation, molecular function: oxidoreductase activity. The coding region runs from base 1 to 1047 and encodes 348 amino acids. The transcript has 3 exons. NCBI's taxonomy places the organism in Eukaryota, Fungi, Basidiomycota, Agaricomycetes, Polyporales, Sparassidaceae. The record is from RefSeq and is a predicted model, not a curated record.